Olea europaea var. sylvestris is the source of this 476-nucleotide messenger RNA. RefSeq lists its product as uncharacterized. The transcript is spliced from 3 exons. Bases 150 to 458 code for a protein of 102 amino acids. NCBI's taxonomy places the organism in Eukaryota, Viridiplantae, Streptophyta, Magnoliopsida, Lamiales, Oleaceae. The record is from RefSeq and is a predicted model, not a curated record.
UACAUCAAUUCCUCUUCUUUGGUACUACGAAAUAAAAUCAAACCCUAGACCGUCCAUUCUCCUUACCUCUGUUUCUCCUCUCUCAUAGCGGCUAUUAAUCCUAAUCCACUCAACCUCUUCAUUUUUCCUUUCUUUGGUAUGUAUCUCAGAUGUCUUGUGAAAUUGAAAAGAAGAUGGGUGAUGUUGAAGUCUCAAUGGUAGCUGGUAGUUGUCCUUGCAGACAUAUGCAGGUGAUUUUCAGUAUGUUGAAGGCUACUAAAGGUUUGGACGAGGAUACAUUCCUAUUGAUUUUGGCGCGUGUGAGGUUGUUGCCUCUGCAGAUGGAUGCAGAUGAUUGCCUCCAUUUCAUUCAGACAGGGUUGUUUAAGUUUGAAGUCGAUUCAGGUACAAUCACCCCAAGAAAAGAACUGAGGUAUUAUUGUAUUUUUAGCAAUGGCCUUGUUAGUUUUUUAUUCUAAUUUUUGUUGGAAAUUUAC